This is a messenger RNA of Penicillium odoratum, 345 nucleotides long. RefSeq names its product Glyoxalase/Bleomycin resistance protein/Dihydroxybiphenyl dioxygenase. The record is from RefSeq and is a predicted model, not a curated record. Bases 1 to 345 code for a protein of 114 amino acids. NCBI's taxonomy places the organism in Eukaryota, Fungi, Ascomycota, Eurotiomycetes, Eurotiales, Aspergillaceae. The transcript has 2 exons.
AUGUCCUCACAGAUAGUCCAACCCAAUCAUGGCGCAUCCGUACCUGAUGUGGUUGCUGUCGGUAAGCCGAACGAGUCUCAGGCCGAAUGGUUGGAGAAGCAACAGAUCAACACGAAAGACCGUGUCAACUUGAAGAAAUUGUCUAAUAUGCGGUAUCAGCAUCCCAACCUUGAUGAACAAGGAUACAUGCUUAAUUUUGGAAUGCAAAUUGCCAACAAGACUGAAAACAAGGCUAGCUUUGAAGGAUAUGGACCUGAUCAAUACGUAUUCUAUGCGCGUAAAGGACCGAAGAAGUUCCUGGGCGGUAAUUUUGAGGCCCAGAGCAAAGAGGACUUUGACAGGUGA